Salarias fasciatus (jewelled blenny) is the source of this 1401-nucleotide messenger RNA. Its product is annotated as hydroxycarboxylic acid receptor 2-like. The record is from RefSeq and is a predicted model, not a curated record. Gene Ontology annotation, biological process: G protein-coupled receptor signaling pathway. Gene Ontology annotation, molecular function: G protein-coupled receptor activity. Gene Ontology annotation, cellular component: plasma membrane. The coding region runs from base 155 to 1138 and encodes 327 amino acids. Lineage: Eukaryota; Metazoa; Chordata; Actinopteri; Blenniiformes; Blenniidae. The transcript is spliced from 2 exons.
AUCUCAUUGGUAGACUGGCUCAGAGUGAAUCUGCUUUACAAGCAGAUCCUGAAACUGGCAUUUAUCUGCUGAACGCACCAACUGAGCAGAGCGCUGAGUCUAAAUAUGCUGAGAGAAGUCUUGGUGGAAGAAGAUCAGAUCACAGGCAGCUGAAAUGGAAUCUGUGAAUGUUUCCACUGAGAUGGAAACCAACACUUCAAUACAUUGUCUGAACACGCAGCACAGCACUGAUCGAGGAGUACACGUGUUCCUACAGAUUGUCUUGAUCACUGAGAUGAUCGUGGGCUUGCCAGGAAGCAUACUUGCUUUGUGGAUUUUCUGUUUCCGUCUGAAAGUCUGGAAAACCCACGUUUUCUUCCUCUUCAACCUGCUGCUGGCUGACUUCCUGCUCCUCGCCAGCGUGCCCUUCCGCAUCGACACCCACCUGCGAGGGGACGACUGGGUGCUUGGACGACUGUGGUGCUCCAUCAACCUCUUCAUGCUGUCUGUCAAUCGCUCUGCCAGCAUUGCCUUCAUGACUGUUGUGGCGUUGGACCGUUACUUCAAGGUGGUCCACCCCCACCACUGCAUCAGCCGAAUCAGUCUAAUCCAGGCACGCUGGCUUUCUGCGCUCAUGUGGAUUACCGUGACUCUUUUUCGGAUUCCCCUUUUGACCACCGACACUCUACACACAAAUGGAAAUGUCUCCCUGUGUCGUACGUUUCAUUCUUAUAAAGUAACCCCGGCAGCAAUGAAGGUUCAUUAUGUGGCCUUCACCGCAGAGUUCUUCCUGCCCUGGCUCUUGCUGCUUUUCUGCUCUUUUCGGAUCACCUCCCACCUCCGCCAGCGGGAAAUGGACAAGCAGAAGAGGGUCCAGAGGGCCAUUCAGGCAGUGUUUGUGAUUAGUGCGGUGUUCACCUUCUGCUUCAUGCCAAGUGUUAUCACAGGCUUGCUGGGCCUGUGUUUCAAGGCGUACCACCCACUGGACUGCAAAUCCUACAAUCGUAUCAGCCAGCUCUUCACCAUGUGCAUCGGCUUGACCUACCUCAACAGUGCUCUGGACCCCAUCAUCUACAUUUUCUCCAGCGCAAUGUUUCGUGUUGCUCUAAAGAAGUCCUUCAGAUUCAAGAAGACUCCUCAACAAUUCCAUAAAUGCUGACAGACAACAAUAAAAACUCAUGUAAGUGAAAAACACACACACAGGCACAUAACGGUAAAUCAAGGGAGACUGUGGCAGAAGUUGCUCUGGAAUUUGCUGUCUUCCAUGUGUUCACAUAUUCCUAAAUACUGCUGCUGUCUGGUGACUUGGGGCUCUAAUUUGACGGCGCAACUUGGCGAUGAUCAGCGGCGGAGACAGCGCAUUCCUAUUUUCGACAGGCGCAGAAGAGGGUGUCUGGCAGGUCCGCUGCACUUGCGCCGAGA